Molecule: messenger RNA, 507 nt
Organism: Fusarium sp. VM40
Lineage: Eukaryota; Fungi; Ascomycota; Sordariomycetes; Hypocreales; Nectriaceae
Source: the annotation of a GenBank genome assembly
AUGAUGGACUGGGGUUUUCUUCUUUUUUUCUUUGUAUGGUAUCGCUACAUUCUUCCAUUCUCGCUUGAUGCUACUGACGCUAGCAUCAAAGCACGCGGUCAUCGUCGCCUCGUAAAGUCAGUAGCAGAUCGCGUUAACAGGGCUCUGAACGUCAAAGAGGUCAUGUCGGUAGAAGAUCGCGUCAGAGUCAACUUGACAGCGCUCAUGUCAGCGUUCGACAAUAGAUGGGGCGUUGCCCCGGAUCACCAACACCGUCUGGAGUGGACAAAACAAUCCCAUGGAAUGUUUGCACAGCUUAUCAAGCAAAACUUUGAAGCGAUAAUGGAUGAAGUCAAUGGUGACUUGCUUGAGGCUGUUAAGGCUCACUUCAGCGAGAUACUGGCUGUUCCCAUUUUCAAGGACACCAAGGCUGGUAUGAUCAAAGACGUCAUGACUGACUAUCGCAAGGCUAUGGAACUUCACUAUUACAAAUUAAAAGACAUUACCAGCCUUCCAAUUCAUCAAUAA